AUGGUAAUGGGUACGGCGAGGUACGUGAACAGCCUGGCUUUAAAUGAGCUUCCCAGCAUAGUAGUCAACAACACUAACAUACCUUUUGUGGACUCGGUCGGCUACCUUGGUUUUACUAUCACAAACAACUUAUCGUGGGAGAAUCAGAUUACGAAGACUACGUCUAAAAUUUUCGCUUCGCUACACCAAUUGAAGCUGUGCAAAAGUCUUUUGCCUAUCUCCCUUAGGGAGAGGUUGGUAAAGACGCUGAUUUUUCCUAUUCUCGAUUACUGUUCUGCUGCCCUUACAGAUAUCACGCGUGAGCAAAAUCUUAGGUUGCAAAGAGCCUUGAACGCCUGUGUGAGGUUCAUCUAUCAGGCAAGGAGGGACGAACACAUUACUCCCUACUUUGAGAGACUCGGAUGGCUUAAGGCAUUUUCCAGACGUAAUUACUUGGUGGGCAGCCUUGCCUUCUGUAUACUACGUACGAAAAAACCGGCUGUAAUCCAUAAAGGUUAUGUUCACCGUAGCGACGUCACGUCUCGCGACACCCGGGCUCCGAGCGAUACGUUAUCAUUGCCACAAUGUAGAACCGAGUUAUUCAGGAGGUCUUUCAGGUGUGCCUCUAUUGAGCUAUGGAACGGUUUUCCAUUGAACAUUAGAAAUGCCAAAUCCUUAGAUGUUUUUAAAAGCGGACUCUAUGAUUUUCUGCUCAGUGCGAACCGCUGA
Solenopsis invicta (red fire ant) is the source of this 708-nucleotide messenger RNA. RefSeq lists its product as uncharacterized. The transcript has a single exon. Bases 1 to 708 code for a protein of 235 amino acids. Lineage: Eukaryota; Metazoa; Arthropoda; Insecta; Hymenoptera; Formicidae. The record is from RefSeq and is a predicted model, not a curated record.